Pomacea canaliculata is the source of this 2736-nucleotide messenger RNA. Its product is annotated as citramalyl-CoA lyase, mitochondrial-like. The record is from RefSeq and is a predicted model, not a curated record. Gene Ontology annotation, biological process: regulation of cobalamin catabolic process. The transcript is spliced from 6 exons. Gene Ontology annotation, molecular function: (S)-citramalyl-CoA lyase activity. Bases 471 to 1577 code for a protein of 368 amino acids. Lineage: Eukaryota; Metazoa; Mollusca; Gastropoda; Architaenioglossa; Ampullariidae.
AAGAACCACUGCUUUAGGGGAUGGUCGACGCCGCGGUCCCCAUAGGAAGAACUGUCGACACGAACGUCAAAGACUGGUCGUCCUGUACAGGACCAUGCAGCUAGUUAACUACCGCCCAAAAUAGCCAAGAGUAGCGGUCGAGUCCUGUCAGCUGCCGCGUCUAUCCAUGUGUCCCCAACGCAGGUGCCAGUCAAGGGACGACUGACUAACGCUUCUGUCAGCCAUGAUUAUUUUCUGUCCUGUUUUUGUUUGAAAAUUAUCCAGUGUCAAAGCACGGACGGGAUAUUAGUUCGUGGUCAGUCUUUGACAGCCGAGUGUGGCAUGUUACACAGGGAGACUACUCUAAGUACAUUUGACGAAGAUAGAUCACUCUCACUGACACAUGGUGCGAAAAAAAAUACAAGUUCCUCAUUCUUAAUACACUAUACAUGUAUGUAUGUUUCUUUUAAAAGUACAUUUCUUAAAUCAAAAUGCAUUUCUUGGGCAAGUCUGCAUAUUUUUCUGCUCGUGUGGUUUUUAAAGUUGCAUGCGUACGAUACGGUGCACAGCCACGUCGUCUGCUCGACGGAGGUCAAUCCAGUUUUAUGGGCUACGAAGUGCUGGGAGUACCGUCUUCCAAGAUUGUGAGUAGAAGUAUAAGUCGUAAUGUGGUCUCGGAGGGAAGUCGAAAAUAUGUUCCAAGGAGAACCUUGAUGUAUGUGCCUGGACACGAUUUGAAAAAACUGCGAAAAAUUCCUAUCUUAGGAGUAGACUGUGCAGUGCUGGAGUGUGAAGACGGUGUUGCUUUGAACAAAAAGUCUGAGGCACGGGAAAAUAUCAGAAUGGUGCUUGAUGAGCUCAAAGAAGUUAAAGGAGUCGACAUAGCAGUGAGAGUCAACUCUGUGGGGAGUCAACUGCUAGAAGAAGAUCUUCGUGUCAUUUUGACAGCAGAGAACCGACCUUCCACAGUACUUCUUCCGAAAACAGACACAGUUAAGGACAUUGUUCAGUUCACAGAUUGUCUGCGAUCCAUCUUGAAAGAUAGUGCUUUGCCCUCUUAUUGCCCACGUCUCAUCACCUAUGUUGAAAGCGCAGAAGGCCUAAUAAACAUGAAAGACAUACUCAGACGUGCAGAGACAUUCUCUCAUGAGGGCAUCUAUCAUCUGGAUGGAGUGGUUUUUGGAGCCGAUGACUUCUAUGCAGACAUAGGUGCUGUGAAAACAUUAGAUGCUGCAGAACUUACAUAUGUUCGUCAGAAGAUAGUCACGGUAGCCAAAGCUUUCCGCAUACAAGCAAUUGAUAUGGUAUUUACAGAUUACAAAGAUUCUGUUGGUCUGCAGCUACAAUCAGAACAAGGAGCUCGUAAUGGGUAUACAGGCAAGCAGAUCAUCCACCCAAAUCAAAUACCCAUAGUGUGCAAAGCAUUUACGCCUAGUGCAGAACGUGUGGAAUGGGCAACACAGCUCAUUGCUGCCUUUGAAAAACAUCAAGAAAGUGGUGAAGGUGCAUUUACAUUUCAAGGCCAUAUGGUAGACAUGCCACUUUUGUUGCAGGCAAAAAAUGUCAUUCAAACAAUCAAAAAUGUACACAAGGCUUAGUUCUGACAAUCCACCACCCACAUGUAUAUUUAUAUAGUGUAUGUAUCUACUGCAGGGACAGUUUGAAUGUAAAGAGGCAUUAAUAUGAGUCUCAUGAAAUUUCAGAUAAAAUGAGAACUACUCUUGUGUUGUUGUAUUAUUAUUAUUAUUUUUCUUUUUUACAAACUUCAAGAAUACUUUAAAGAAAAAUAAAGCUUGAUAUUUUGAAGUCAGCAGGCAGAUCUGUCCACUUAUGUUUGCCAGCCUGGUUAUCUUCUGGUCAUAUGGUUGUACAGUGUUGUGCCAGGUCAUGUCACAAACCAGACUCAAAUAAUUGUACAUUAGUCACAAGCGACUUGUAGGGUCUGUCAGGGAGGCAACUCUUUCAGACACUGCAAGUUUUUUGUUUUAUACAAUACAUAUGUAGCAGUUUCUUAGGAACUUUCGUAAAAAAUGUUAGAAUCUUUUGUUCUGUGUCAGCAAGCAAAGUCCAUGACUUUCACCCACAGAGCAGAAGGUGGCCUGUGUACUGUCAGUGUACAUGUGAUACCAGGCUCAAUAUUGGAAAAUAACAGGACCCAGUGGCUGGACAUAGAUGGCAAACAAAAGUAGCUCAAGCACACACCUUGUGACACCCAGCACAUCACGGUGGUAGAUAUUGAUAUCAUAUUUUAGAUUAUCACAGACUGAAUGGGGUCAUUCAAAUAGGACUGAUCGAACCAUUUCAUGGCCGUGCUGGAGACCAAAAGUCACAAAGUCGCAUGGAGGAAGACAUAUAUAUGUUGUAGUCAAGGGUAUGAAAGUCAGUCGACAGAUCAAGCGCUGACAGCACUGAGAGGUGAUUCGGAUCGCAGACAGAAAAUCACGGUCUGCAUAUAGCAGUGCUCUUGGAGGAAUGGUGCAUUUUGAAUAAAGCAUACUGAAAUGACUCUAUCUGUCUCAGGAAACUUGCAGAGACGUGUAUUAUCUGUACACGCUUGAACAAUGAUGCAUACAAGCACACCAAGUUAAUAAGAAAUAAAGAUGACUUUUAUAUAAAGAAAUAUGUCCAUGAAAGAAUUUUAGAUAGUAACCAAAAUCAAUGGAGUCGUAAUAUGGAAGGUCUGAAGGAGAUUUGGUGUACUACUACAAUACUUGGCCUUACUUCAGAUGAUAGAAAAAUCAGAAUAGAUAUAUAAAU